Paraglomus occultum is the source of this 2136-nucleotide messenger RNA. NCBI's taxonomy places the organism in Eukaryota, Fungi, Glomeromycota, Glomeromycetes, Paraglomerales, Paraglomeraceae. The record is from the annotation of a GenBank genome assembly.
AUGGGUGCACCAACCUCAUAUUAUCCAGACCAACACUAUGUUUGGAAUAACCCAUCUGUAAUAGCUAGCUUUUCUCAAGACGUACAACAUUAUGGUACUGAAUCUUCGUAUCAUCUAGACCACCAGUAUGUCACUAGGAGCACACCACAAUCGGCAACAUCUAGUUAUUCUAGAAACCAUCAGUAUGUCACUAGGAGCACACCACAAUCGGCAACAGCUAGUUAUUUUAGAAACCAUCAGUAUGUCACUAGGAGCACACCACAAUCGGCAACAUCUAGUUAUUCUAGAAAUCAUCAAUAUGUCACUAGGAGCACACCACAAUCAGCAACGUCUAGUUAUUCUAGAAACCAACGUUACGUUUGUUCGCAAGAAUCAGAAAAUGUCACUUAUAGUUAUCAAGCUUCUUACCCUAUCAGCGGCGUGUCAUCUCAACCAUUGUAUGAGAAUUAUCUUCAAGAAACAGAAAAUUCAGAUAUCAUUACCACUAGCGAGCCAGCCACCUCAAUUGAGCCUGCCAAAUCAGCGCAAGCAGAAGAAUCAUUGAAUGAGAAUUAUCCUCUAGAAACAAAAAAUGAUGUUCGGUAUUCGCGAACGUUUAAUGUCAUUACCACCAACCUCAUUCCAGCCACAACUCAGCCAUCUCCAUCGCCUCAAGCAAGAACUGCUCUUGUUUCCCGGCGAGACAUAAACUCAGAUACCUCUAAAUCACGACGUCAUUCAGUCAGAUUUUCUACUUUACGACCAAUGGGUCAAUUUGGUCAAUGUGAUGAAUGCAAAAGCACAAGAACCGGAUACAAUUGGUGUCAAUAUUGCAACAACGAACAGUUUCAGAAGGAUUUUGCGAAUUGGACGAGCGGCUCCGGAGAAAUCGAUGAUUUUAUUCAAGUAGCUCAACUUAAGGCAACCAAUGUCAGAUCCGUCCUGGAAUGGAUAGACUAUAAAGAAUUUACAAACGUGAAGCACCUUGCAAACGGCGGUAACAGCUCAGUAUUUACCGCAUACUGGCCUCGCGGACCUAUUCGGACAUGGGACGCAAAUGGCGAUGAAUGGGAGCGAGGCUGGGGUCAGGCAAAUUCUGACUUGGGCGCAUACCACCAAUUCAGCACAUUGGUUUCGCAUGUUGUACGUUGUUAUGGCAUCUCGCGCUGCCCAUUCACUAACGAGUUUAUUGUCGUCACAUCAUAUGCUGAAGACGGAGAUCUCCGGCAAUAUAUGUCCAAGAACUUUGAUAAUUUUACGUUACAAAAAAAAAUUAUCACUCUCAGAGACAUUGCAAGCGGCUUAGUAACUAUUCAUAGAGCGGGACUGUUGCACAAAGACUUGCAUACUGGGAACAUUCUGCGAUCUGGUACCUGGACAAUGAUAAGUGAUCUCGGUCUUUGUUGGCAUAAUGCUUCUGUGACUGGAAAUGAAAAGACGGUUCAUGGUGUGCUUCCAUAUGUAGCACCAGAAGUUUUACGCGGAAUGCCAUACACUCGAGCAGCCGAUGUUUAUAGUGUUGGAAUGAUUAUGUAUGAACUAUGGACAGGCAGGCCACCCUUCGAAGAAAAAGAUUAUGAUCUACCUUUAGCAAUGAAUAUAUGUUCAGGAACCCGUCCGGACAUUCCUUCGGACGUACCCGCCUAUUAUUCUAUUAUUAUGCAAGCAUGCUGGGAUCAAGACCCUGACAUGCGACCUACAUCGCGUGAAUUAGAAAGGACAUUUGAAAUUUGGAUUGAAAAAAUUGCAAACGGAGAGUUGCCUUGUCCCAAGACUUUUGCCAACAAGAAAUCAGUAGAUUUGACAACGCAAAAGGAUGAAUCUAGUCUAUAUAGUAUACCUGAGCGUAGCAUGAGCCAACCAAUUCCUCCACUAUCCGCUGAUCAGCAUGUGAUUUUAAAUAAACUGGAUGAACGUCGAGAAGCUCUAUAUCAACGCUGUCUUGAUGAUCGACUCAUCGAAAUGGCUGAAGAAAGAUCAAAAAAUCAAGAACAAGUAAAUCCGAUGACAUGGACACGGGAACUCAAAACGCUUGCUGAUGAAAUCUUUGGCAGUUCAGUAAACGUAUUACCCAUUACAUUCAAUACGGUAACAACUGAGCCUGAGCCCACAAGGACCGCAGGCAAUAAUAGGAGACAGAAUAGGAAGAGUAAGUAG